This is a messenger RNA of Heterocephalus glaber (naked mole-rat), 1834 nucleotides long. The record is from RefSeq and is a predicted model, not a curated record. NCBI's taxonomy places the organism in Eukaryota, Metazoa, Chordata, Mammalia, Rodentia, Bathyergidae.
UCUCCCGCCCGCUUCAGGUGCAGCGGCCGCGGGUAGGUGCGCGGGAAUGAUCUCACCCGCGCGCUCCGCGCCAGGAGGAGGAGGAGCGGGAGCGAAACCAACUUCCGGGUAGUGCAGCCGCACGCCACCGGCAUCUUGCUUUUUCUUCCCCCUCCCCCGUGUCCCCCUCGCCGCUCCCUCUUUUCCUUUUAUUCCCAGCCCCACCCGCCAAAAUGAACAGCUCGGACGAGGAGAAGCAGCUGCAGCUCAUCACCAGCCUGAAGGAGCAAGCUGUAGGCGAAUAUGAAGACCUUAGAGCAGAGAACCAGAAAACAAAGGAGAAGUGUGACAAAAUUAGGCAAGAACGAGAUGAAGCUGUUAAAAAACUGGAAGAAUUUCAGAAAAUUUCUCACAUGGUUAUAGAGGAAGUUAAUUUCAUGCAAAACCAUCUUGAAAUAGAGAAGACUUGUCGAGAAAGUGCAGAAGCUUUGGCAACAAAGCUAAAUAAAGAAAAUAAAACACUGAAGAGAAUCAGCAUGUUAUACAUGGCCAAGCUGGGACCAGAUGUAAUAACGGAGGAGAUAAACAUUGAUGAUGAAGAUGCUACCACAGACCCAGAUGUUGCUGCUGAGACUUGUAUCUCAGUACAGUGUCAGAAGCAGAUCAAAGAACUUCGAGAUCAAAUUGUAUCUGUUCAGGAGGAAAAGAAGAUAUUAGCCAUUGAGCUGGAAAAUCUCAAGAGCAAACUCGUGGAAGUAAUUGAAGAAUGUCCAUGUUGGCAGUAGAGGAAUAUGAGGAGAUGCAAGUAAACCUGGAGCUGGAGAAGGACCUUCGAAAGAAAGCAGAGUCGUUUGCACAAGAGAUGUUCAUAGAACAAAACAAGCUAAAGAGACAAAGCCACCUUCUGCUACAGACCACUGUCCCUGACCAGCAGCUUUUGAAAGCUUUAGAUGAAAAUGCAAAACUCAUCCAACAACUUGAAGAAGAGAGAAUUCAGCAUCAGCAAAAGGUCAAAGAAUUAGAGGAGCAACUAGAAAAUGAAGCACUGCACAAAGAGAUACAUAACCUCAAACAGCAACUGGAGCUUUUAGAAGAAGAUAAGAAGGAACUGGAAUUGAAAUACCAGAACUCUGAAGAGAAGGCCAGAAAUUUAAAGCAUUCUGUUGAUGAGCUCCAGAAACGAGUGAACCAGUCUGAGAAUUCAGUACCUCCUCCACCUCCGCCUCCACCACCUCUUCCGCCUCCACCUCCCAAUCCUAUCCGAUCCCUCAUGUCCAUGAUCCGGAAGCGAUCCCACCCCAGUGGCAGUGGUGCUAAAAAAGAAAAGGCGAUUCAACCAGAAACAACUGAGGAAGUCACAGAUCUAAAGAGGCAAGCUGUCGAAGAGAUGAUGGAUAGAAUUAAAAAGGGAGUUCAUCUUAGACCAGUUAAUCAGACAGCCAGACCGAAGGCAAAGCCAGAAUCUUCAAAGGGCUCUGAAAGUGCAGUGAAUGAACUAAAAGGAAUACUGGGGACACUUAACAAAUCCACUAGUUCAAGAAGCUUAAAAUCUCUUGACCCUGAAAACAGUGAAACUGAGUUAGAAAGGAUUUUGCGUCGCAGAAAGGUGACAGCAGAAGCAGAUAGCAGUAGUCCAACUGGGAUAUUAGCCACCUCAGAGUCCAAAUCCAUGCCAGUGUUGGGUUCUGUAUCCAGUGUAACAAAAACAGCCUUGAACAAGAACACUCUGGAGGCAGAAUUCAACAGCCGGUCCCCCCUCACACCUGAGCCAGGUGAAGGGUCCCGUAAAUUGGAAGGAUGCACAAGUUCCAAGGUUUCAUUUCAGUUCCCGAGCAGCUGAAGAAGAUACUAGAUC